Molecule: messenger RNA, 1319 nt
Organism: Juglans microcarpa x Juglans regia
Lineage: Eukaryota; Viridiplantae; Streptophyta; Magnoliopsida; Fagales; Juglandaceae
Product: methyltransferase-like protein 7A
Exons: 6
Coding region: 54-1052 (332 amino acids)
Molecular function (GO): S-adenosylmethionine-dependent methyltransferase activity
Source: RefSeq, a predicted model, not a curated record
AAAAGAGCUUAUAUCACACAUCAAACCUUAUACCGUCCUAAACGAAUAACAAAAUGGUGGUUUGUUCGUCGCCUGCGUCCUCCGUCUUCUUCUUCUUUCCCAGCACUUCUCGUCCCUCAUACUGUCCUAAACUCAAACCUCCACGACCCAAGAUCUCUCCCUUUAGUUGGGCUAUCUUGAGGAAAGAUAGUUCGUCUCCGGCACUUGCCCACCCGGAAGCACCGAGGGGAAGCGAUGUCGCUGAGCCACUUGCAUCUGACUCGUUUUGCUCCCGCAUAUCUUGCUCCUGCACAAGAAGGCAAUUCAUUCAAGCAGCUGCAGCAACGGCUUUGUUCCCACUAUGCCCCUCCAACGCCUCCAAUUCACAGUCUGAUUAUAUGGGUGUGUUGAACAAGGUUCACCCUCCGAGACCGGAUUGGUACGAGGAAUUCUAUGCAUCAGUUAUGGAGACAAGCAUGAAAUCCUAUGAAGCCGAGAUUGCAGGUUACAAGUCGCAGUUGUUUAGUAAUUUGAAGGGGAAGGCCCAGAAAAUAUUGGAGAUUGGGAUUGGCACAGGCCCUAAUCUCAAGUAUUAUGUUGGUGAUGGUAGUAAUUUCCGGGUUUUUGGUGUGGAUCCCAACAGAAAGAUGGCAAAGUAUGCUCAGGCAGCGGCAGUGGCUGUUGGCCUGCCGCUUGCUAAUUUUCAGUUUAUACAAGCGGUUGGGGAGGCUAUACCAUUAAGUGAUGCUUCUGUUGAUGCAGUUGUUGGAACACUUGUCUUGUGUUCUGUUAAAGAUGUUGAUAUGACCCUAAAAGAGGUGAAGAGGGUGCUGAGGCCUGGUGGACUUUACCUUUUUGUGGAACAUGUAGCUGCAAAAGAUGGAACAGUUCUUAGAUAUAUACAGAGUGUUUUUGAUCCUUUGCAACAGAUAGUUUCUGAUGGGUGUCACCUUACCAGGGAAACAGGAAUGCAAAUAUCUGAAGCUGGGUUUUCUGGUGUUGAGCUUAGCAUGGCUUUCUUGUCCAACGCCUCUUUUAUAAGUCCCCAUGUAUAUGGGAUAGCUUACAAGUAACACUGAGAGAAAGUAGUUGGGUGCUCAAGGACAAAAGCAGGCUCAAGUAUGAAAAUAUGAUUAAAGAUUUGUAGGAUAAAUGGUAACAUGUAAUUCAUUCUUUGUAAGGGCUCUUUUCUUUUUCUUGAUAUGUGCAAUUUUUAAUCACACUUUUUAGCCGAAGAUAUUCUCUUAAUAAGAUUUGAUAGCCUGGUGUAUAGGUUUGAUUUUGUGCCAACUGCAGAUUGAAAAUCGAAGUUGUAAAUACUAAAUAGACAAUUGUGUGUA